AUGACCAACGGCUCCAACGGGGCAUCGUCGUUUGACAAAAGCAGGCAUCAUGGUCAUGAGGAGAGGACCAUGUCCCACCCCCAGUCUGCGUCGCCCAUCGCCGUCGUGGGCAUGGCCUGCAGAUUCCCCGGCGGCGUCACGAGUCCGGAGGGGCUCUGGGACCUCUGUGCCAGCGGUCGAGACGCCUGGUCCCCCAUACCCGAGUCGCGGUUCGACGUGAAAUCAUACUACGACCCGAAUCCUGCGAAGAGUGGUAGAAAUCAUGCCACCGGGGGUUAUUUCUUACACGAAGACGUGGCUCUGUUCGAUGCCGCAUUCUUUCGAUUCACGUCCGAAGUAGCCAGUGCAGCGGAUCCUCAGCUUCGGCUGCUAUUGGAGGUGACGUACGAAGCAACAGAGGACGCUAAACUCGCGGGGCCGGGCCCCAACACGUCGGUGUUCGUCGGUUGCUACACCAAGGAUUACCACGACGUUCAGACGCGCGAUCCCGAGACGAUGCCGCCGUCCACGCUCACCGGAAACUACACGGCCAUGUUCUCCAACAGGGUCUCCCACUUCUACGAUUUCCAGGGAGCCAGCAUGUCCAUCGACACCGGUUGCUCGGCCGCCCUCGCCGCCUUGCACCAGGCAUGCCAGACCAUCCGGUCGGGAGAGUCCCACGUUUCCAUCGUCGGAGCUUCGAAUGCGAUCUUGAAUCCAGACAUCUACAUCGCCAUGUCCACUCUUGGCAUGGUGGGCGCAGAUGGACGUUGUUACGCGUGGGAUUCGCGGGCGCAGGGCUACGGCCGUGGAGAAGGGGUGGCCGUGCUUUCCCUCGAUGCGGCCGUGCGAGACGGCGACCGGGUGCAUGCCACGGGACUGAACCAGGACGGUAGAACAACCAGCAUCACCUCUCCCUCCAUGGACGCGCAGAUCCGGCUGAUACGACAUUGCUACCAACGAGCGGACACGGGGUACGUGGAGGCGCACAUGACCGGGACGCAGGCGGGGGAUGUUACCGAGGCCGAAUCACUUGCCCGGACGUUCGGUGCAAGCCGCACACAAGACGACCCCGUCUGGGUCGGCUCGGUCAAGACCAAUGUCGGGCAUACCGAGGGCGUCAGCGGAUUGGCUGGCAUUAUCAAGACUGCGAUGGCCAUGAAGUACCGAGCCAUUCCGCCGAAUCAGAACUACGUCGUGGGGAACGACAAGAUUCCCCUUGACGACUGGCACUUGCGAGUGCCGACCAAUGUGGUGCCCUGGCCACGCAACAAACCCUUGCGCGCGUCCAUCAGCAACUUUGGCUACGGAGGGACAAACGCACACGUCAUCCUCGAAGGUGCGCCUGAAACGCGGCUCGCAAAUGGCAACGGUCGCAGGACAACGACAGCGGACGACGCCAUGGCCGGAAACCUGGCUGCUUGCAUCCGGAAGAGCAUAGAGGGCGAGAUGGAUCUGCAGCCUGCCGACAUCGCCUUCACGCUCAGUCACCGGCGAUCGCGCCUCUCCUAUAUCACUACAGUGCGUGCUAGCAACUUGGCCGAGUUGGCCGACGAUCUGGACAAGACGGCGGCUCUCAAGGUAGGACACGCGCCCGCAAAUAAGCGGGCGCCGCGACUCGGCUUUGUGUUCAACGGUCAAGGCGCGCAAUGGCAUGCCAUGGGCCGAGAAUUGCUGUACGCAUACCCCGUAUUCGCAGAGGCGAUCGACGAGGCCGACCGAGUCCUGCGGGAGAUGUACGGCGCCGACUGGUCGUUGCGCGAGGAACUGACGCGCGAUGCCAAGUCCAGUCGCGUCUCGGAGAUUCACCUGGGCCAGCCCAUCACCGUGGCGCUGCAGGUGUGCCUGGUGGUGUUGCUCCGCUCAUGGGGCAUCCGUCCAUCGGCCGUCACGAGCCAUUCCAGCGGCGAAAUCGCGGCCGCAUAUGCCGCUGGGGCGCUCUCGUUCGAGCAGACGCUCGGCGUGACAUACUGGCGUGGCGAGCUCGCGCGCACUCUGCUGGACCCGAAAGCCUCGGGCGUCGUUGGUGGCAUGGCUGCGGCCGGCGUGGGACCCGACGAGGCGGAAAGAUACGUAAGGGAAACGACUUCUGACGGCCGCGUCGUGGUGGCGUGUGUCAACAGUCCCGAGAGCGUCACUCUUUCGGGUGACAUAGAUGAUCUGGACGAAGUUGUGAGGCGUCUCGAGGCCGACGGCAAAUUCGCUCGCAAGCUCAGGGUCGCGCUGGCAUAUCACUCACCCCAUAUGCGGCGCAUGGAGUCUGCCUACCUGGAGAAGCUGCGGGACAUCGUACCAUCGAGCCCGACUUGGCCCGGUGACGUUAGGUACACGUCCCCUGUCACGGGGGGCGUCGUCACGUCCGCCCAAUCGCUGUCAGCAGAGCACUAUGUGCGGAACCUAACGAGCCCGGUUCUCUUUAGCCAGGCAUUUGAGGCCAUGUGCUUCGGUGAGACCGACGCAAGCUCCGCCCAAGUAGACGCCAUUGUUGAAAUAGGACCGCAUGGCGCUCUGGCGGGUCCCAUGAGACAGAUCUUGCGAGGCCGCAAGAUGGCUUACAUGUCCUGUCUUCAGCGAAAUGCGAAUGCCGUGGAGACCAUGCAAGACGUGGCCGGAGAACUCGUCCGUCUCGGAUAUGCCGUAUCUUUAUCGGCCAUCAACAAAUACCCAGAGGCAAACGGCGAGGAGGCCGUGACCACCUCGAACAUCAUGAAAUUUGUGCCCGGCCUGCCGACUUAUCCGUGGAAUCACUCGAGUCGCUACUGGAUCGAAUCGCGGGUCAACAAGGACAUCCGCCACAAGAGAUUUCCACCCCACGAGCUCCUUGGUAUGCCUGUUUCGGGCGCAACGACACCGGCAUGGCGAAACUUUAUACGUCUCGUCGACCUUCCUUGGAUCGGCGACCAUCGUGUCGAUGGCAUGGUUGUGCUUCCUGGCGCGGCCUACGUAUCCAUGGCCAUCGAGGCCGUUCGUCUCGUCACGGAUCCGUCUGAAGACAAGAUUCGCGGCUAUCGUGUCAAAAACGUCGAGUUUCUAAGCGCCUUAGUGGUUCCCGAGUCGGAAAAGUCGGUCGGAGGUGUCGAGAUGUACUUCCGUCUGGGACCGUCACGACGCGAGGGGGACAAGGCUGAUGGCUGGUACGAAUAUGAGGUGCGCUCUCUGGGGGCCAAUGACAUGUGGGUGGAAAACUGUGGUGGUCUCGUCUCGGCCGUGGUGGAGCAGCAAGAUAUCGAGGACGCCGUCGCACCGAACGUCGACUCCUUCCUCAAGACACAGGAAUCCAAGGUACGACGAGUGGCCGGUUCGGCACUUCGGGCAGAUGUCGCCAGUAUGGGAGUUCAAUAUGGACCGGCCUUCCAAGGCAUCGCAGACGUGGUGGCGUCGAAAACCCUCAAAAGAGCGGCAGCCGACUUGGACAUCCUCGAGCUGGAGUCUCCGUCAGCGUCGCCAUACUUCGCCUCCUACGUUAUCCACCCCACGACGCUGGACUGCAUCAUCCAAGCUACUUACGCAAACUUGCCCCCAGACACGGGCAAGACGUCCAUGGUGCUUCCUAGGUCGCUCCAGGAUGCUUUUGUGCCUCGAUCGCUAAACAGAGGGGGGAGGGAGCGCCUGGCGGUUUUCAGUGAGUUGCGGAGUGCGCAACGCAGAGGCUUCACCUCGGACGUAUCCGUCGCGAACUCGCAACAACAAGGUGAUAGCCGCCGUGAGACCCCUCUCGUGAUCAAUCAGCUGUUCUGCCAGGCCAUUCCCCGUGAUGAGGCUGAAAGUGGCCUGGAAAGAAUUCCGCUCUAUGAAAGCCGUUGGGUACCGAUAGUGAGCCGCGGUGGCAUCCCCUCGUCUAUCAAAGAAUACAUGCGCACUACACUAGCAGGCGAAGAGCUGGACUACGAGAAAAAGGUGGUCCGCGCAUCCUAUCACCUCAUUGCCGAUGCUGCGGCUGAGCUGGAGGGGCAGCCAUCGGGCAGUUGGACAGCACACGGGCACGCCUCAUUUGCAUGGAUGCAGAGCGUGCUGGCCCGUGGUAAGAGCGGGCAACUGAUGCCUGGAAGCAAAGCCUGGGGGCGAGCAAGCAAGGGACUCAAGCAAAAGUUGUUCGACGAGCUCCGGUCCACGGGUGGGACGCACGGGGGUCUCCUUGUUCGCAUUGGUCAGAAACUGGCACAGAUUGUGCGAGGAGAGGUAACGCCUGCCGCCCUCUUAGGGGAGGACAACGAUGAUCUCAUGAGGCAAUACAACAGCGGACUACCCAGCCUCCAAACUCGCAGCUACAAGCAACUUGCCAGGAUAGCGAAUGUCCUUGCUCUUCAGCAACCGGGAGCGGCUGUUCUCGAGGUUGGUGCGGGCAACGGGGCAGCGGCCGGAGCCCUGUUGGAAGCAUUCGGACAGGGAGGUAAUGGUGGGCUGCUCAUCGACCGAUACAUAUUCUCGGACGCCUCAUCAGUGCAUUUCGAGGCAGCCAAGCAGAAGUUGGCCAGGUGGACCAAGGUGCUCGAGUUCCGGGAACUCGAUCUCGGAAAAGAGGGCCCGACGGAGACGUCGCACGACGUAGCAGCCGAACGGAGUAUAGACCUGGUGGUUGCAUCCAUGAACCUACACGCAGUCAACAAUCCGAAGACGGCAUUGGAAAACAUGCGGAAACUGCUGAAGCCCGGCGGCAAGCUUCUACUUGUUGUGAAGACGCACGUCAGUCUCGACGCGCAGCUCAUCUGUAGCACGCUCCCGGGUUGGGAACAGCAGGGUGAGCAGCCGGAAUUCGUCAUGGUGCUAGAAGCGUGGGAUGAGGCUCUUCGCGCCAAUGGAUUCACGGGCGUCGAAUUCGACAUUGCUGAUUGCGAGCAGCCGCAAUUCCAGAGAUGGACCGUUAUGUUAACAAGUGUCGCGCCUGAACAAGAAGCGUCCGCCGUGAACCCUAGCAGCCCAUCCAACCCCAGUCUUGUGACAAUCGUUCAUGCGGAAUCCACGCUUUCACCGUCGCAGCAGAAAUGGCUCUCACAGCUAGGCGAGGCCAUUUAUAUGACAACGGGCAUCCGGGUCACCCUGGAGAGCCUCGAGGAGGUACAACCAGGCGAAAGCCAAGUACACAUACUAGCUGCAGAUGUAGCCAAGAAUGGUUGUGUGCUGGAUGAUAUGGACGAGUCCAUGUUCCAUAAGCUCCGUCGAGUGCUUCUGGAGAGUCGGGGAGUUUUGUGGUUGUCCAACGGCGCCGGUCCAGACGCCUCCGCCACACCCGCCUCUUCUCAGGUGCAGGGCCUGCUGCGAACUCUCCGCCAUGAAAACGUGGACAGAUCCUACGUCUUGCUGGACUUGCCCACAACCUGGGCGGAAGAAGCGGACGUGGUCAUAAAGCAUGUUGUCGGGGUGUUGCAGCAGACAUUGCUGAACAAGGAGUUUGGCCACGCCGACGCCGACUGGGAGUAUGCGAUUCAGGACUCGGUCGUCCAUGUGCCACGGAUCUUCCCGGCGAUGGGCAGUAAAGAGGAGUCCAAGACCAAGACCUUCCAGCCCUUUCAGGAUCCCCAUCGGCCACUGGUGUGGGAGGAGGCAUUGGAUUCAGGUGAAGGUGGCUUCUGGUGUGGUGCUGCCAAUGAGCUCGCUGACGGUGUCGUUGAGAUCGAGACGCGGGCUUUCAGCCUGGAUCCUCGCGUCCAUCAUCACCGCACUGCGACAGAGGCCGACGACGAAGAAGCCACGGCUGUACACGAGGUAGCGGGCAUAGUCACCCGACUUGGGCACAACACGGACGCCAGUGGGUUCCAGCUCGGCGACAAGGUCUGCGGUGUGACUAAGGGGCCAUACGCAAGCAUAGCACAAGCGAGUUGGACCAGCGUCGCGAAAAUUCCUGAUGGCCUAUCCUUCGAGGAGGCCGUCUGUGCCCCGCUGGCGUAUUCUGGGGCUUAUUACGCCCUUGUGCACGUGGCAAGAUUGAGAAGGGGCGACAAGGUCCUGAUCGUGCAAGCCGAUGGUGGAGCUGAUGGCACGGCGGGUCUGGCCGUUGCAAAUCACGUAGGCGCUGACGUGUGGUUUGCUACCACCGACUUGACGGAGGCCGAGACACACCGUCUCAUGGACACAUACCACCUUGCUCCAAGUCAAAUUCUUAAAAGCCGUUACGCGAGGGAAUUAGGUGAUGCCAUCAAGGGGCAGACUGGCGGCCAGGGCGUAGAUGUGGUUCUCACCGGCCCGACGUCAUUGCUGUCCGCACCUCUGCUGCAGUCUGCUCUAAAUAGCAUCGCGAAUUUUGGUCGCUUUGUCGAAAUCGGUGGCUGGAACAAGAGCCUAGACGUCGCCCAGCUUGCCGCAAGAUGCGCUACGUAUGCGCGAGUGGAUAUGAUACAGCUGAGCGACCACAAUGGUCUGCUUAUGAAGGAGUCAUUGGAUGCGGGCCUAGGCAUCAUCUUUCACAACGCCGUGUCUUCCUCGUCGGGGUCUUCCUCACCUCUUACCCCCGUGACAAGGUUCUCGCCCUCGCAGAUGAGUCAAGCUGUGCGGCAUUUGGAACAGCAACGGCAGCGACGCAAGGCGGGCAAGGUGGUCAUUGCGGCCCAGGACGACAGUCCGGUCCAGGUUAUGUCUCCUGUGCGCCGCCCACUUCGUCUCGAUGAUAAGAGAGCCACUUACCUGAUCGUUGGCGGGGUGGACGGUAUUGGCGGGGCCAUUGCAUCUUGGAUGGUGUCCAAAGGCGCCCGGAGUGUGGUCCUCAUUUCCCGCAACGCAGAGACACACCCUCAGGCGGAGGGACUCGUCGAAGAUGCCGCGCUACGAGGUUGUCGCCUCCAAGUCCUCAACUGUGAUGUAUCGAGUGAGGAGAGUCUUGUCCGACUUCUCCGUCAAGUCUCGGCCACAUCGCCUCCGGUCCGUGGCGUUAUUCACGCUGCCAACGUUCUAGCGGAUACCGUGUUCGAUCGCAUGUCCUUCGCGCAAUGGCGAAAAACCGUGGGGCCCAAGGUCGCCGGCACGAGGAAUCUGCACAAGCACCUACCUCAAGAUCUGUCCUUUUUCGUGCUUCUGUCGUCAGUCAUCGGUGUGAUGGGGCACGUCUCCCAGGCCAACUACGCCGCUGCCAACGCGUUCGAGGACGCCUUGGCCAGCCACCGCGUGGCUCUCGGCCUCCCUGCCGUCAGUCUGGCUCUGCCGGCCGUUUUAGGCGUUGGAAUGGUGGCGUCAGACGAAGAUGCUCGGCAUCGUGUCGAAGCACUUGGCACCGAGUCGAUACAUGUCGACGCUGUAUUUCGCCUUAUCGAAGACGCCAUCCAGCACGACACGCGCCUCCAGCAUAGCCAGCGAUCCAGUCGGUUCGAUCAGUCACCUGGUGAAGCCCGGAGGAUCGUUGGCCUGCUGCCGUGGAGCAGUCUGACGCCUGAGGCUGGCAUUCGUCGCGAUCGGCGUUUCGGCACGUUGCGCCUCGUUCAAACGGCAUCAUCCUCCCAAUCGACACAGACUUCCGAGGCCACCUCACUCGACCCCACCGCGAUUCUCGUCCGCGCACUCGGUCACAGCAGCAUCGAUCGAGGCGAGAAAUCAAUGCAAGAAGUGAAGGGCACGGCACAGGUAGCAGAAGCACUGGCCGCGCGGCUGGCGGCGAUUUUCAACGUCGAUGUCGCGAGCGUGGACCCAGAACAGGGCGUUUCUGUUCUCGGCGUCGAUUCUCUCGUUGCCGUCGAAUUGCGCAAUUGGCUUGCUUUGGCAGGUCAGGCGAAGCUGUCUAUUUUCGAGGUCCUACAGAGCGCCUCGCUCAAUCAGGUUGCUGAGUUGAUCAUCAGGCGAAGUGCUCUGGUGAAGUAACCGCUAGAGGCUCAGCGUGCCACUGCUGAAGAUGCGGCCAGCCAGCCAGCUGUCUGCCAAGUGACAGACUCUGUGCAACAAUAGAUCAAUACAUUUUCCAGGGUAGGAGCGAUCCAACAAGGCGAGGAUGAGGUUUCACUGCGGAGUAGACUAUGGAAGUCUGGGACUUAUUUCAUCGAUAACACUGUAUUGCAGCGAUGGGUGUCUCAUGAUGCAUUCAUGUACCUUGGGCUCUUGUGGCUACCUAUUCUCUUAUUUCGUAAGAACUCGAUCAGAGUUGCAACC
Molecule: messenger RNA, 8046 nt
Organism: Neurospora tetraspora
Lineage: Eukaryota; Fungi; Ascomycota; Sordariomycetes; Sordariales; Sordariaceae
Product: putative polyketide synthase
Exons: 11
Coding region: 1-7761 (2586 amino acids)
Biological process (GO): secondary metabolite biosynthetic process; fatty acid biosynthetic process
Molecular function (GO): fatty acid synthase activity; phosphopantetheine binding; oxidoreductase activity
Source: RefSeq, a predicted model, not a curated record